AUUUUUUCGUAACCUAGAUCGUGAAAAAUACGUCUAAGCCGAGUGUGUAUCUUUAUCUAGUUUAAAAGGAGUAGAAAAAUAAAUCCUAGUUGAUAAUUAUUGUGUUGAUAUUAAUUUAAGUUGAUAAAUAAUUAAAUAUAUAUUAUUAAUAAAAUGGAUACUGAAAAUGAGCAAGAAACUGUUAAUGAAGUGGAUUAUUACACUUUUUUAAAUGUAUCCAGAAAUGCAACUCCUGAAGAAAUUCAGCAAGCGUACAGAAGACAAAGUAGACUUUACCAUCCAGAUAAACAUGUGGAUCCGAUUUUGAAAAAAAAAGCCGAAGUUUUAUUUAGUCGCACUAAUAAAGCAUAUGAAGUUUUAAGUGAUCCACACCAAAGAGCAAUCUACGACUCUCUAGGGGUCCGCGGAUUAGAAACCCAAGGAUGGGAAAUAGUUCAACGCACAAAAACACCCCAAGAAAUUCGAGAAGAGUAUGAGCGCAUCGCUAAAGAACGGGAAGAAAGACGACUAGAGCAGCGGACAAACCCUAAGGGUAACGUUACUGUCUUUAUAAACGCCACAGAUAUUUUUAAUAAGUACGACGAAGACUAUGAAAUCAAUGAUGGAAUAUUGGGAGGCAUCGAAGUCAGCGGUAUGUCAUUCCAACAGUCGAUUGAAGCCCCCCUGACACUAAAAGACACUUUGACUCUCUACGGACAAGUGGAUGCUGAAAACGGUACCGGGGUAGGAUCGAUAAAUGUCGCUGCCAGAAGAACUCUGUCAUCUAAAAGCUGGAUGGAGUUUGACGUUGGAGCUGGAAAUGGUCCUGUUGCGACUGUCAAAUUUUAUCGUUCACUUACACGUCGAUUAUUUUGUACCGGCGCGACUAUCUUGCAAUUCAAACAAGAUGAAAUAAGAUCUGGAUUAGUUGGAUCUCUAGGACUGCAGUUGGAUAAACAAAGCGUAGGAUACUUAACAUUUAAAUGCGGAAUUCAAAAUUCAAUGUCUACAAUGUUUGUUCGUGACACACCAGAGUCUUACACCGCUUUUACUUUACAAUUUGGAUAUUUAAAUACGUUUGCCAGCAUUAGUUAUACUUAUAAAAUGGAAGAGAAAAAAAUGAAGCUACGAGGAACGUUAAAAGCUGGUACUCUCGGAGCUUACGUCGAAUACGGUGCUGAGAAAAAAGUAUCAAAACACAGCGCACUGUCGGCGUCAGUCCGAGUCGGAGUGCCCAGUGGAGUAACGUUGAGAAUAAAAUUAAUCCGCGCCACGCAAACUUACGUAUUCCCGAUUCACCUUUGCGAGGAAGUGUUGCCCUCGCCGAUAUUUUACGCCACUGUGGCGCCGCUUAUCACGUGGACUAUUGUGAAGAAAAUAAUCGUCGAGCCGAUGAUGAAAGAGCAGAAAGACCGCGAGAAAGAAAAACAGAAGGAGUUGAACCGCGUUUGGACGCUGCAGAAGCAGAGAGAAGCCAAAGCCGCGGUGGAACUCAUGAUGGCCACCUUUAGCAGGAUCAGGGCCGACGAAGAGGCUAAACACGGGCUAGUCAUCACCAAGGCGCUUUACGGAAGGUUCGUUUUUUCCAACAGGCGCAAUAUUCCUCACGAAAUUCUUGAUGAGGCCAGGGAUGAUGUUAUUGAUGUCACUAUUCCUUUGCAAUGUCUGGUUGUUAACUCGCGCCUAGUUCUUCAUGAAGCUUCCAAGAGUGAAUUACCUGGAUUUUACGACCCAUGUUUUGGAGAAGACAAACAAUUACUAUUACAAUAUUUAUUUCACAAGCAAACUCAUGAGUGUCUUGUUAAAGAUAACGAGCCUCUAAGAAUACCUCUACAAUCUCACCGAGUAAAUACUACUUGACGAAAAAAACGAAUGUCAAGAGUAAAGCCAAGAGGAUAAUCUUGCAUGCUCAAUUUGUUUCCAGUACUCUCCUGAUUUUCAUUUUAUAUAAUAUAUGAUACAUAAUAUUGUUUGUGUUCACUCAAAUUUAUUAUAAAAUUAAUUGACAAUUUUACCAUUUUUUAUUUCAAUCAAUCUGAUCAAUUACUGGAUUAAUUUUUCAUUGUAUUGAUUCAUUUUUUAUCUCAUGUCACUUGUAUUGUUUAGUUGGAAGCGAGAUUGUAUUUUUCGAAUGAAAAUAUCUAAUAGUAUAUGGUAUUAGAUUGUAUAGAACUUAAUAAACACUUUAGUGAUUAAUUUUUAA
Cotesia glomerata is the source of this 2182-nucleotide messenger RNA. Its product is annotated as dnaJ homolog subfamily C member 11. The transcript has 8 exons. Bases 154 to 1839 code for a protein of 561 amino acids. The record is from RefSeq and is a predicted model, not a curated record. Lineage: Eukaryota; Metazoa; Arthropoda; Insecta; Hymenoptera; Braconidae. Gene Ontology annotation, biological process: cristae formation.